AUGAGCAAGGCACAAAAAUCGAUAGUUACAGGAAACUCAAGAAACUCAAACACCUCCUCACCACCACAUAAAGAAAUCAAGAUGGACGAAUUUAAAAGGAAAAUAAUGGAGAGAAGCGAGACUACAACAGGCGAGUACAUAUGUCAGCUUGUGGAUUUAAUAGGGGAUAUUCCAAAGCAGAUAUAUAGUGCCAUGAAGAGGGAGGUAAAGGAAAAUCUUGAAAAGACGGCACAAACCGGCCUCACCCUUCUAGUCGAGCUGAGUAAAGAGAUCACAAAGGACGUGCACAUUAUGGAAGAAUUGAAAGGGAGAGUGAGAUUGGGAAAACAGACGGAGGAAAUGCAGACAAUAAUGAAAGAAGAAAUAAACAGUAUAACAAGAAAAAUGGAACAGCAACAACAAGAACUAAUAAAACAUAGAGAAGAAAAGAGAAGAAACAGGGAAGAUGAGGAAUCAGUAACAACAAAAUUCUUGAGAAUGAUCGAUUAUAAAUUAGAAAACAUAAAGAGUAGAGAGGAGGCCCUAUACGACAGAUUCUCAGACAGAACCCUGAAAGAUAACGAAAUGUCAACAGCGAUCAUUACCAGGAAGCUGGACACAAUGGAAGAGAAUCUAACAGCGGAAACAAUUGAGCUGGAACGAAAGAUAGUGGAAAGGCUGGGAAGAAAAACGGAUACGGAAGAGAAGAGCAUGGGAAGCGAAAUGAACUCUGAUCUGGGUAAUCAGAUAAGGGAAACAGGAAGAGAGAUGACUUUGGAAAUCACGAAGACCAUCGACACGGUACUAACAGAAUGUAUGCAGGACAAACAAAACACCAUUGCGUAUGGAGGAACCGCACCCGAAAACAACACAGCAAUCAUCAUCAACAAAUUGGGAAAUAUGGAAACAAACAUUAAAGAAGAAAUAACAGACACAAGGAAGAAAAUAUCAACAGACAUAAAGGAAAACACAGAAAAAAUAUCAAAGGAAAUAGAAAAAUCAAUGGAACGGGAAACCACAAUGCAAAUGGGUAUAAAAGCUUUAACUCAUACGCGGAGGUAA
Molecule: messenger RNA, 1041 nt
Organism: Diatraea saccharalis (sugarcane borer)
Lineage: Eukaryota; Metazoa; Arthropoda; Insecta; Lepidoptera; Crambidae
Source: the annotation of a GenBank genome assembly